GAGAGGAAAGUAUCUGCUCCGCUGAGGGGGGAAAGAAGAAGCUGGAGACAGAUUGUGGGAUCGAGCGCGGGCGGGCGGGAGGCGCCGGAGCUACCAGCGGCUCCGCUCUGCUGUAUGAAAUAUGGGAGACGACAGACCGUUUGUGUGCAAUGCCCCGGGCUGUGGACAGAGAUUUACAAAUGAGGACCACCUGGCAGUUCAUAAACACAAGCAUGAGAUGACAUUGAAAUUUGGCCCAGCCCGAACUGACUCAGUCAUCAUCGCAGAUCAAACUCCUACCCCAACUAGAUUCCUGAAGAACUGUGAGGAAGUGGGGCUCUUCAAUGAACUGGCUAGCUCCUUUGAACAUGAAUUCAAGAAGGCUACAGAUGAAGAGGAUAAAAAGGCUGCUGCUGGGCCCCUUGAUAUGUCUCUACCUUCCACACCAGACAUCAAAAUCAAAGAGGAAGAGCCAGUAGAGGUAGACUCAUCCCCACCUGACAGCCCUGCCUCCGGCCCCUGCUCUCCCCCACUCAAGGAGAAGGAAGUUGCCCCAAAGCCUCUUGUGAUCUCUACCCCUACGCCCACCAUCGUACGCCCUGGGUCCCUGCCUCUCCACUUGGGCUACGAUCCACUUCACCCGACCCUUCCCUCCCCGACUUCCGUCAUCACACAGGCGCCACCAUCCAACAGACAGCUUGGGUCUCCCACUGGCUCCCUCCCUCUCGUCAUGCAUCUUGCUAAUGGACAGACCAUGCCUGUGCUGACAGGGCCUCCGGUACAGAUGCCUUCUGUUAUAUCGCUGGCCAGACCUGUGUCUCUGGUACCCAACAUUCCUGGUAUCCCUGGCCCACCAGUUAACAGCAGUGGCUCCAUUUCUCCCUCUGGCCACCCUGUGCCAUCAGAAGCCAAGAUGAGACUUAAGGCUACCCUAACCCAACAGGCCUCCUCAGUCAAUGGCGGCUGUGGGAUGGUGGUCGGCACUGCCAGCACCUUGGUGACGGCACGCCCGGAGCAGAGUCAGAUCCUCGUCCAGCACCCUGAUGCCCCGUCCCCUGCCCAGCCACAGGUGUCCCCAGCCCAGCCCACGCCUAGCACCGGAGGGCGAAGGCGGCGCACGGUGGAUGAAGACCCAGAUGAGCGGCGUCAGCGCUUUCUGGAGCGUAACCGGGCUGCGGCGUCCCGCUGCCGUCAGAAGCGGAAGCUCUGGGUGUCCUCCCUGGAGAAAAAGGCAGAGGAGCUCACAUCUCAGAACAUUCAGCUGAGUAAUGAAGUCACGUUACUACGCAAUGAGGUGGCUCAGUUGAAACAGCUUUUGUUAGCUCAUAAAGACUGUCCAGUUACUGCACUACAGAAAAAGACCCAAGGCUACCUAGAAAGCCCCAAGGAAAGCUCAGAGCCGACGGGCUCUCCAGCCCCUGUGAUUCAGCACAGCUCGGCAACAGCCCCUAGCAAUGGCCUCAGCGUUCGCUCUGCAGCUGAAGCUGUGGCCACCUCAGUCCUCACUCAAAUGGCCAGCCAAAGGACAGAACUGAGCAUGCCAAUACAGUCGCAUGUGAUCAUGACCCCACAGUCCCAGUCUGCGGGCAGAUGAUGCCUCCCCCGGUGGAGAGGUCCCCAGCCAGCGCUCGCCCUCCGGGAGCCGAGAAAGAUGCCAUCUAAUCCCUCCCCUGCCUUGGACGUGGCAGUGUGGGGAGUGUGUGUUGUGAGUAACGGACAGGUGUGAGGCCUUCCGGCCUCAGGACAUGUGUGUUGACAUCUGUACUAGGAGCCUCCCAGCCCCAGAGCCACGUAGAACAAUCCCCAGGUGGGGGUUGCUGACACACCCACAGCCAAAGGGCUUUCCGGAUGGUCUGAACGGCCCCGCCACGCACGUGCUCCUGCCUCUUAACACUAACCCUGCACUCUGAGCUUCGGGACUCAGUUCCCUCUCUCCUCACUAAGCCGUGGCUAGUACCAUGUUUCUUACCAGCACGCCACUUCCUGCUAGUAGGAGGAGGCGCAGUCGAUGGCGUGUCACCCCGUGAGCUCAGGACUUUGUCUCCCAGUAGCUGCUUAUCCUGUCGGCGCAUUCACUUGUGGAGAACGCACGGUCACGUGUGAAGCACGGUUGCCCGGCUCUCCCAUGUCCUUUCUCCUCACCUGCCACCGAAACAAAAACGGCAAAAAGAAACAAAACCCCAGGA
Messenger RNA from Condylura cristata (star-nosed mole), 2165 nucleotides. RefSeq names its product activating transcription factor 7 (gene ATF7). Gene Ontology annotation, biological process: regulation of transcription by RNA polymerase II. Bases 122 to 1573 code for a protein of 483 amino acids. NCBI's taxonomy places the organism in Eukaryota, Metazoa, Chordata, Mammalia, Eulipotyphla, Talpidae. The transcript has 12 exons. The record is from RefSeq and is a predicted model, not a curated record. Gene Ontology annotation, molecular function: DNA-binding transcription factor activity, RNA polymerase II-specific; cAMP response element binding.